This is a messenger RNA of Sceloporus undulatus (fence lizard), 1065 nucleotides long. It is a transcript of the gene MRPL49, whose product is annotated as mitochondrial ribosomal protein L49. The coding region runs from base 87 to 599 and encodes 170 amino acids. Gene Ontology annotation, cellular component: mitochondrial large ribosomal subunit; ribosome. The transcript has 4 exons. The record is from RefSeq and is a predicted model, not a curated record. Gene Ontology annotation, biological process: translation. Gene Ontology annotation, molecular function: structural constituent of ribosome. Lineage: Eukaryota; Metazoa; Chordata; Lepidosauria; Squamata; Phrynosomatidae.
GCCUCCGCUUCGCCUCAAUGGCGGCGGGGGUGGUCUUGACGUCAUCAGCGCGCGACGCGAAGGACUAGCCUUCGCCUGCUGCUAAGAUGGCGGCGCUGGCGCUGGCGAGGAGGGAAGCUUCGCGGCUGUUGUUGCUGCUGAGGGCCACGGCCCCCCGGAUGAGCCAAGUCUCCGCAGAGCCCAGCCCUGCUGACCCCAGAUACCCAGGGAUUGUGGAGUCCAGCGAGGAAUACAAACAUGUGGAGAGGCUCCUACCCGCCACCCGAGUACCAGACCCCCCAAAGCACCACCGAUACCCCACGCCGUGCGGGUGGCAGCCGCCCCGAGAUCCACCCCCCGACCUUCCGUUCUUUGUCCGACGCACGCGGAUGCACAACGUCCCAGUCUACACGCAAACCACCCACGGCUGCCGGAAGAUGACAGUCAUCAGGAAGAUCGAAGGCGACAUUUGGGCCCUUGAGAAGGAAGUGAAGGCAUUCCUGACAGAACGGUUGGGAGAAACGCCCCUCACCCAAGUGAACGAAGUUGCCUGCAGCAUUCGCAUCAAGGGCUAUUUUGACCAGGAACUAAAGACGUGGCUAAUGGAGAAAGGCUUUUAAAUUCAAAACACUUCCGAAAGACUCGUUUAUCUUCUGCAAAGAUCUGCAUUGUAAUUUGUUGUGGUGUAUAAUGGGAACAGCAAGGGAAAGCAUUAUCUGUGUCAUGGCCAGCCUCUUAUUCAUGUGAGGAGUAUGCCAGCUAAUCUAGUUCAACUGUUUAGACCUCUGCCUUAAGUAAUUCAGGAAAUGCUUGUUAUUGUACUGCCAUAUACACAAGUCUGGCUCUACAUUGCAUAUUUAAGAGGUGGGCUAAAGCAAAUGUUGCAUGUAUGACUCAAUGGUGGCUUUUGGAGAUCCUUUCCAUCACAUGCACAAAACAAUUACUGGUUGAAGGGUUUUUGUUUUUUGAACUAGAAAUGGUUCUAGGACCUUUAGCAAAUUGAAGGCAAUGGUCUUCAAACUCCCUGUUCAAUAAGUUAAAAAGAACACAAACUGGCUUUGGGGCUAAUAAAUCUAUGAAACAGGG